Messenger RNA from Knipowitschia caucasica, 3405 nucleotides. Lineage: Eukaryota; Metazoa; Chordata; Actinopteri; Gobiiformes; Gobiidae. The record is from the annotation of a GenBank genome assembly.
AUGACACGGUGGUACGUUCUAAGAGGGUUGACCCUCUGGGAUCAUGAGAAGCUGAAGGAGUACAUGACAGAGAGGCCGCAGCCCAACAGUGAGUUUGAGAUCGUGGCGUCUGAAUCCAUCUCAGACAAGUCCUCGUCUCUGGGAGUGGACGCUGCUCUGAAGGCCAGUUUCUUAAGUGGACUUAUCAAGGUCAACGGCUCGGCCAAAUAUCUGGAGGACACGCAAACAUCCAAACAGCAGGCGCGAGUCACUCUGAAGUACAAAACCACCACACGCUUCAGAGAGCUGACCAUGAACCAGCUGGGCAGAGGAAACAUCAAGCAUCCAUUCGUCUUUGAGAAAGGUCUGGCCACACAUGUGGUCACUGACAUUCUGUACGGAGCCCAGGCCUUCUUUGUGUUUGACAGAGAACUGUCAGAUUCUGAAAACAUCCAAGACAUUCAAGGAAACCUCAAGAUCUUGAUAAAGAAGAUCCCCUGCAUCUCGAUCAAGGGAGGAGGAGCUCUCAAAAUGGAGGACAAGGACAGAGAAAACAUCAACAAGUUUUCCUGCAAAUUCCAUGGAGAUUUCAAUCUGCCCCAGAGCCCAAUGACGUUUGAAGAUGCAGUGAAAGUUUACAAGGACCUGCCCAAACUUCUGGGUCCAGAUGGAGAAAACGCUGUGCCGGUGACUGUGUGGCUGCUACCGCUCACCGAACUUGACUCCUCUGCGGCUCAGCUGGUGAGGCAGAUCAGUGUGGGGCUGGUGUUUGAGGUAGAGAAGACCCUGGAGCAUCUGGCCGACCUGGACAUGAAGUGUCAUGAUAAUUUGAAGAGCGCAGCGCUACAGCAGUUUCCUCAGAUAUCAACAAAGAUCAGAACCUUCAUGAGUUUGUGUUCACAGUUUAACCUGGGACUCCAGGGUGUUCUGGCUCAGAAACUCCCAGCAAUCCGUGGAGGAGGAGAGAACGAAGCUGAACUCACUGAGAUUCUGAAGAAAAGAGCUGCUUCUCCAUUCAGCUAUGACUGUCUGAACCAGUGGGUCACCAGCAAAGUCAGAGAGAUCCACCUCAUCAAAACAUUCACUAAUAUGAUGAAGCACACAGAAGUCCUCUCCUCUCAGGAGGAGCUGGAUACAACUAACCUCAACAUAAAGUAUGCAGUUUGCUUUGUUUUCACCUCACUGGAAACUGUAGAGGAAUAUCUCUUAGCUUUAGAUCAGUACUUAAAGGGUGUUAGCUUAGACCAGUCCAGCUAUCAGCCCAAAGAUCUGGAGAAGCAGCAGUGGUACAGCAACAAAAACGUUCGAGAGGCCGUCAGGACCAAGGUGAAGCUCUUUGCAGACUUUGCAGAAGCCAACAAAGACAACAAGGACGUGAAGUUUAUGGCAGUGGCUUUUAAAGAUGAAACUCAUAAAGGAUCAACAAUCUACACAUAUGAAGAUGGAUUUGAAGCCAGUGAUGACUUUGUGCCUCCUUCGAAGCCUGAAGUUAAAGUGGAUGUUGUAACACACAACAGUGUGACUCUUCGUGUUAGUGCCCCCACAUGGGGAGCAAAGGCAGUGACAGGCUACAGGCUGGAGUACAGAGAGAAUAAAGUGUCCAGUGCAAACGGAAAGUGGCAGCAGCAGUCAGUGGCAAACACCGGCUUAACCACAGUCACUGAACUGAAGCCAGACACAGAGUACACCUUCAGACUGAGGGCCCUCACUGAGAUGGGACUGGGGCCCAUGAAUGAACUCACUGACAAAACUUAUCCUGCACAAGAGGGCCCCAGACGCCUCGCAGAUGAGGUGAGGAAAACUUGUAAAGUCCCAGAGACUUCACAAGAGGGCCCCAGACGCCUCGCAGAUGAGGUGAGGAAAACUUGUGAAGUCAUAGAGACCAAAGGAUCUCUGCAGAUCCUGAAGGUUCCACUGCAGGAAGAUGAAAUGAACAUCCCUGGCUGUGCACGGUUAAACUUCGGCUCUGAGGUUGCAGGAAAGAAAACCUGCACCAUAAUGAUGAUGGGAGCCACUGGAGCUGGUAAAUCCACCCUCAUCAACGGCAUGAUCAACUACAUCCUGGGCGUGCAGUGGACGGACAGCUACAGGUUCAAACUAGUGGUGGAAGAAGAGAAGUCUCAGAUUCACAGUCAGACACCAAAGGUGACCGUUUACAAAAUCAACUUUGACAAAGGCUUUAUGAUCGACUACUCUCUGAUCAUCAUUGAUACUCCAGGCUUUGGAGACACUCGCGGCAUCCAAAGAGACCAUGAAAUCACUGAGCAGAUCCGGAACCUCUUCUCCAACAGCUUUGGGGUGGAUGUCAUUCACACAGUGUGCUUCGUCGCUCAGUCUGCUCUUGCUCGCCUCAGUGCCACACAGCGUUACGUGUUUGAUUCUAUCCUCUCCAUCUUUGGGAAGAACGUGGCGGAAAACGUAAGGGCCAUGGUGACUUUUGUAGAUGGACAAAUGCCUCCAGUUCUAGGGGCCAUCACAGCUGCAGGAGUUCCAUGCCCCAAAGAAGAUGAUGGAAAACCUGCUCACUAUAAAUUCAACAACUCUGCACUUUUUGUUGAAAACCAGCAAAAAGGUUUGGAUGAGAUAUUCUGGGACAUGGGAAAAGACAGCAUGAAAAAGUUUUUUGAUGCAUUGGAUAAGACUGAACCUCAGAGUUUGACUCUGACUAAAGAGGUUCUGAAAGAAAGAAAACAGCUUGAAGAGACUGUGGAAGAUAUAGAGAGGGAAAUAAGUGAAGGGUUAGCACAGGAAGAUGAGAUUUGGCAAAUCCAAGAACAAAUCAAGAAGCAUGAGGCUGAGAUCGAGAGGAACAAAGAUUUUGAGUUACAUUUUAAAGUACAGAAGCCGUUUUCAAAGAGCAUUAUAGGUUCAGGGAACUUCAUCACCAACUGCUCCAAAUGUCACCAGACCUGUCAUUACCCUUGUAACAUCAGUAAAGACUCAAAAAAAAAGGGCUGUUGGGCAAUGAACCCACAUGGAUACUGCACAAAGUGUCCUGGUAAAUGCAUCUGGAGUGUUCAUUACAACCAGAAGUACAGAUGGGAGUACAAAGAAGUCACUGAGACAACAACUGUACAGGGGUUAAAGGUUAGAUUUCUAAAAGGGAAACAGGAAAAACAAACUACAGAGGAUUUAAUCUUGACCCUGCAGAAGAAAUAUCAACAGUGUGAGGACCACAUGAGCAGAUUGGCUCAGAAAGCCACUGCAGCCAUAAACCGUUUGGGAGAGAUUGCUCUAAGACCCAACCCCCUGUCUACUCCUGACUACAUUGACAUGAUGAUAGAGUCAGAGAAGAAUCGGUCAAAGAGUGAGACCAACGUUGGGGGGCAACGGAGAAUACAGGCUCUGGAGAAGCAGAAGCGCAAGGCAAAAAUCCUCCAAAAAGUCGGCUGUGGAAAACGUCUUCUGUCCCAAAACUUAUUCUGA